GAACCAAAUAAAUCGAAGAUUGCUAGAUACUAUGGCACGGUCUAAAGGAAACCUAAAUGUAAUUGAAGAGAUCUAUAAAACGUUCCCAGCGUUCACUGAUGUAUUUUCAGAAGACACGUUUUACAUAUUUGUCUUCUUUUUUGUUUUGUCUACCAUUUUGGUUGCCUUUAUUCUGUCCAGGUUUAUUACCAUAAAGCCUGUAGAAUAGCAUUAUAAAUGUUUGUAUUAGAAAUGUUAUUAAAGUGAUAAAAAAAAAUGUGUUCCUAGAU
Molecule: messenger RNA, 269 nt
Organism: Hyposmocoma kahamanoa
Lineage: Eukaryota; Metazoa; Arthropoda; Insecta; Lepidoptera; Cosmopterigidae
Exons: 1
Coding region: 32-208 (58 amino acids)
Source: RefSeq, a predicted model, not a curated record